AAAAUGAGUUUAAUGGAUUCAGAAAGGUUUAGAUUAUUGAGAGCACUUCAGAGCAUAGAAGCUGUGACUGAUGAUAAACGAGUAUUGAAGCAUAUGAUGGUUGAUAUUCUCAACCUGAGGAAUGGAAUGGAAGAUAACCUACUCCUAAUCCAACAAAUCAACCAGAUGAUACAGAAGGAAGGAGAGGAGCAGAAGGGGUUUGAUGAUGUGAUCCAUGCUGCCCAGCAACAUAUUGACUCCAUUAACGCUGUGUAUACAAUGGGAGUAUCCUGGCUUAAAGAUGAAACGGGGUUUGCUUUUAGUUUAGUUCAAGUAGGAGAUUCCACAAUGUCAACUGUUGAUGAAGUUGAAAGGGAACAAUCUGAGGAUUUUGAGGAGAUUGAACAAGAUGAAAUCAAUUGUGAAGAUAUAAAGAUAGAGCUAGAUGUUGGAGACAAUAUUUCCCUUCAUAAAUCAGAGCUGAAUGGUGGGGACGAUAUUUUCUCCCAGGAAUCAGAGAGGAAAGUUGCGGACGAUACCCCGGGAAUAGAGCGGGAACCUCGGGACGAUAUUUUCUCCCAGGAAUCAGAGAUGAAAGUUGCGGACGAUACCCCGGGAAUAGAGCGGGAACCUCGGGACGAUAUUUUCUCCCAGGAAUCAGAGAUGAAAGUUGCGGGCGAUACCCCGGGAAUAGAUCGGGAACCUCGGGACGAUAUUUUCUCCCAGGAAACAGAGAUGAAAGUUGCGGACGAUACCUCGGGAAUAGAUCGGGAACCUCAGGACGAUAUUUUCUCCCAGGAAUCCGAACUGGUUAAACAAGAAAUUAAACUUGAAUAUAUUCAAGACCAUGCCUGUCCGUCUGGAGUAAAAAAACAAGAUUCAAAAUAUUCUUGUGUUCGAUGCAACUAUUCUACAACUUCAGACAAGCAGCUGAAAAGGCACACAUUGAAAGAACACCAAGAACUUAAUUUGAAAGAUGAAGAUGAAGAUGAAGAGGAAAAAGUAGAACACAUUGAUCAAGAAAUUCAGUUAGACAAAUCCUCCAAAACAGUUCAGAUAAGUCACAAUUGUGGUGUUUGUGAUUAUAUAGGAAAGAGUUCCAGUGGUUUGAGAUCACAUAUGAAAAGAAAACAUGAGUCCGAUAAACCCAAACACGUGUGUCAUCUGUGUGGAUAUGCUGCCCACUGUAAAGCUGUUCUAAGGAAUCAUAUAGAAUAUAAACAUGAAAAACGUAAAUCAAAGUGUCCCCACUGUGAUUACCACGGCACCAAGCCUAUUUUGAGACUACAUAUUAGGAACAAACAUGAAGGAUUAAAAUUUCCUUGCGAUGAAUGUGAACUUGUAUUUACACGAUUAUCUCACAUGAAAGAACACAAGAUACGCAUCCACCUGGGCUUAAAGCUUUAUUGUGAUCAGUGCAGUUCAAACUUCUCCACUGAAACUAAUCUAAAGAGGCACAUUAAGAGUGCACAUGAAGGAUUUCGAUAUUCCUGUGAUCAAUGUGACAAAACAUUUAGUCAGGUGACAACUUUGAAGAUGCACAUUGAUGGCGCUCAUACCAAUUCAAGAUAUUUUUGUGAUCAAUGCUCAUAUGUUUGUAAAAAUUCUGGAAAUCUUAAAUCUCACAUACAUUUUAAGCAUUCAGAUAAACCAAAGAAAGCUAAUACCAAAGAAAAUGAGGGUGACACAUUUCCAUGUGAACAUUGUCCUUAUGUUGGUACGAAAAUUUUGUUGUAUCGUCAUAAAAGAGCGAACCAUAAAGGAAUUCGAGCUGCUUGUGAUAUGUGUGAUUUUACAGCGGCCGAUAAAGCUCAUUUGAGAAGUCACAGAGAAAGUGUUCAUCUUGGUAUUAAAUAUCCUUGUGAUCAAUGCAACUUUGCCGCGUCUUCUAAAGGUAACCUGAAGCAGCAUAAAGAGGGUAAACACAACGAUGAAAAGUUUCCCUGUUCAAAGUGUGACUAUGUUGCGACCACACUGUACGGAUUGAGGAAGCACACGAAGAGCAAACAUCAAGAAUAAUCAAAUCAUUUUGUAUCAGGUUUAAGAGAAAAUGAAAAUUAUCUAAAAAAUACAUAAAGUGUCAAGAAUUGAACUCAAAAUUUUACAUUUUUCAGA
Eurytemora carolleeae is the source of this 2094-nucleotide messenger RNA. Its product is annotated as zinc finger Y-chromosomal protein 1. The transcript is spliced from 4 exons. Gene Ontology annotation, cellular component: nucleus. Lineage: Eukaryota; Metazoa; Arthropoda; Copepoda; Calanoida; Temoridae. Bases 4 to 1998 code for a protein of 664 amino acids. Gene Ontology annotation, biological process: regulation of gene expression. The record is from RefSeq and is a predicted model, not a curated record.